AUGGCUCAAAGAACAUUGACAUUUGUUACUGGUAAUGUUAAAAAGUUGGAAGAAGUCAGAGCUAUAUUGGGGAACAAUUUCCCACUAGAAAUUAUAAGCCACAAUUUAGAUUUACCAGAACUUCAAGGUGAGAUAAAUGAAGUAUCUAUAAAGAAAUGUCAAGAAGCUGCUCGUAAACUAAAAACACCAGUACUAGUAGAAGAUACCAGUCUUUGUUUUAAAGCACUGAAUGGUUUACCGGGACCAUACAUAAAAUGGUUUCUGGAAAAAAUUCAACCAGAAGGACUAUCAAAACUUCUUACGGGCUGGGAAGACAAGUCCGCAGAAGCAAUUUGCACGUUUGCAUACUGUACUGGGAAUUGUGAAGAUCUAGAUGUUAUAUUAUUUCAAGGAAUAACCAAAGGAAAAAUUGUUCCUCCAAGAGGAACAAGAGAUUUUGGUUGGGAUUGUGUCUUUCAACCAGAUGGACAUGACAAAACCUAUGCUGAAUUACCAAAGGAAACAAAAAAUACUAUAUCUCAUAGGUACAAGGCUUUAGAACAACUAAAGAAGUUCUUUAUAGAAAAAGCAAAUGAAAUAUGA
This is a messenger RNA of Diatraea saccharalis (sugarcane borer), 582 nucleotides long. The record is from the annotation of a GenBank genome assembly. NCBI's taxonomy places the organism in Eukaryota, Metazoa, Arthropoda, Insecta, Lepidoptera, Crambidae.